UUGUUUAAAACUAUCUCGUGAAUGUCACACGAAAAUGUCAAACGUUUAUAGGGAACUGCUCUGUUUUCCAUCACGUUUAACAGUUUAUGCAAAAUACUUUGCUUAGUACUCGUACGUGUGUCAUGUGUAAAAGAAAUCGCCGGAUUUUGUUUAUUUUCUUCUGAAGUGCGUCAGGAACUGCGCUAGUAUUAUCUGGAAUUUUUUGUUUAUGAGACGCUAAGUUUAGUAAACAAUAAUGGAAAGCUCUGUCAAGGUUGCCGUGCGGGUUCGUCCCUUGAAUGAAAGGGAAAAGGAGUCUAACUCAAAGGUUAUUAUUAGCAUGUCUGGAAACCAAACAACCAUUGAGUCAAAUAAGUAUCACAGCUUAGAGAGCAGUCGCAUUCCAGUGAAUAAUAAACCUUCAACUAAACGAUUUGUGUAUGAUUAUUCGUACUGGUCUGUGGCACAGAGUGAUCAACAUUUUACAUCACAAGAACAGGUAUUUCAAGAUCUUGGUACAAAGGUAUUGGAUGCAGCAUUCGAAGGAUAUAAUGCUUGCGUAUUUGCAUAUGGUCAGACAGGAGCUGGUAAAACAUAUACAAUGAUGGGAACACAGAAUGAUCCUGGACUAACUCCAAGAAUAUGUGAGGGCCUGUACAAACAUGCCUCAGUUAAUUCAAAUGAUCAAGAAUCAUUCAGGAUUGAAGUGAGUUAUUUAGAAAUCUACAAUGAACAAGUGCUUGACCUGUUGAGAAUCCCAAGUCAUAAGAAACGUGAUAUAUUACCUGCAAGACUGAGAGUACGGGAACAUCCUAAGGAUGGACCUUAUGUGCAAGGUCUAACGAAACAUGAUGCACCAGAUUACUCAGCAAUUGAAUCCUUAUUAAACCAAGGAAAUCAGCUUAGAAAAACGGCAGCAACAAAAAUGAACGACCACAGUAGUAGAUCGCAUGCUAUAUUCACAAUCAAGUAUACUCAAGCAAAGUUCGUCUCUGGACUGCCAAGUGAAAUAACGAGCAAAAUUAAUCUUGUUGACUUGGCUGGAAGUGAGCGAGCAGCAAAGAGUGGUGCUACAGGAGACAGGUUAAAGGAAGGUGGUAAUAUAAACAGAUCUUUGACGACUCUCGGAAGUGUGAUUUCUUCCUUAGCAGAGAAAUCCAGUCAAAAAGAUAAUGCUCAAAGAAAAGUGUUUAUUCCCUAUCGCGACUCAGUUUUGACCUGGUUAUUGAAGGACAGUUUGGGUGGAAAUUCAAAAACAAUUAUGAUUGCAGCUAUUGCUCCUGGAGAAGGCAAUUAUGGUGAAACUUUGAGCACUUUACGAUAUGCAGACAGAGCCAAGAAUAUAAUCAAUGCACCAACAAUAAACGAGGAUCCGAAUGUGAAGUUGAUACGUGAACUGAAAGCAGAAAUUGAACGCCUGAAAACGAUCAUUGAUGGAGAUCACGGCCAGGUGCAGCAAAGUGUUGCUACAGAAACACUUGACGAAGCACAAAAAUUGUUGGAGGGUACGGAGAGUAAGAUGGAAAGACAUUUACGAGACUGGGCAGAUAAAUGGCGAGAUACUUUGCUUAUUAUGGAGGAAAAUGAUUUGGGUCUUCAUAAACAUCGCUCAACAUUGCGUAUAGAUAUGGACCCACCUCAUCUUGUCUUACUUGAUGAUGAUCCUCUCAAUACCAGUAUAACAAUAUUUAGUUUGAAAGAAGGAGAAAAUUUCAUUGGAAACUUGCAUGCUGAGGAAGAACUUGACCUAGUGUUUGACAAUGACGCGAUCCAGAACGAGCAUUGUGUAGUAACUUAUGAUACAAGAAACGUUAUAUUAAAACCUCUUAAUGGAUAUUGCAGUGUCAAUAAUAAAACUAUAACCGAGCCGACUAAAUUAUCUCAAGGUGACGUGAUUUUACUCGGUGAAGAUAUUCGUUUGAAAUUUAACUAUCCUCAAGAGGCGUGUUUUCUCAGAGAACAGAGACGCUCAGGACAUUUCACUCGUUCCUUUUCUUUGGAUAAAUCCACGCACAUGGUGUCCACACCAAGACGACUUGAAGAAGUGACGUUCAUCGAUCAACCACUGUCUCCUGAAUCUGGCGUUGAGAUGGACCCCCAAGAGGAGGAGAGUACGGAGGAGAAGAAUGUGGACAAAUUAAAGUUAGUCUUGAAGAUUAUGAUGGGCAGACCGCUGAAAUUGACGCAUGAAGCAGCAUCUCAAAAUGAAUAUAGAUAUGAUGAAUUGAAGUGUUUGACGGUUGAUGGUUUAACGAUAACUACCUUUAUUUGUUUCAGACAACAAGUUGAAGACCUCUUGGCACAGUAUAAACAGUCUGAAAUCGAGAGAUUUGAGAUUGAAACGAAAAAUAAACGCGAGUUAGAAGCAAAGGAUAAAGAAAUCGAAACGCAAGCGAAAGAACUUAUAAAACGACAGAAAAAUGACGAGGCUUUGCUUCAAAAACACCAAAAAGAAUUACAAAAUCUCAGAGAACAACUGUCUGAUGAAAAAACAAGACUUCGUAAUGAGCUGAUGCAACAAAUGGAAAGACUUUUUAGUAAAAUGCAAAACACAAAUCAUGCUCUCAUUGAAGACUCGAAGAAAGAGCUUGAAAAGCAGCGAAAAAGAUUGAAUAGACAACUUAAACGAGAGUGGUCUAAGUUAGAUCAAUAUGAAAUGAAACUGAUCGAAGUUGAGGCUGAAAAGCGAAGAAUCAUACAAGACGCUGAAAAUAGGUUAAAACAGGAGAGAAAUAAGAGUGAAAUAGAACGAAAACAUCGCCUUCAGGAAGUUGAAACACAAAAAAAAUCUUUACAAGAAAUACUUGAAGGUCAUUUAAAGGAACGAGAAGUUGCCAGAAAGGAUUUUCAACAAAGUCGAAGUGAAGAAAUAAAACUUUCUGAUAUUGUGGAGGAAAGCUUGGAUAUAUUUUGUAAGAAAUUAACAAAACUGGAAUGGCUACAAUACAAGCUUUCUGCGGACCAACUCGAAACUGAUGAAAAGACUGAAAUAAUGCUAAAAAUUGAAACAGUCAAUAAGGAUAUUGAAAUACUAGAAAGACAAAAUGAGGAGAACGCUGAAAAGCUAAGACAGAGCGAGAUGGAGCUAAAGGAAAAGGGAGAAAUUUUGAAACGUUGUGAAGCGAACGUUGAACGAAGUUUAGCCGAGAUGACAGAAGUACGAGAGAAAUUGGUUGGAUGUCAACAACGCUUUGGUGAAGAGUUAGGUGAUGUCGUCAACAUCGUCAGUUUGGAGCGAGAUGCUGAUUUGAUGAAGAUUGAAAAAGAUCGAGAAAUACUGAUGAGCAAAUACUUGGAACACCAAAGUGCGUUAGAGGUGUUGGUUAAUGAAAAUCUUGAAUCCAGUGAUGACGAAGACAGCCUUGAAGUGCGAGAAAUUAAGAGUCGUGUGGUUGAGUUAGUACGUAGUGUAAGCCCAGGAUUAGACGAUGAGUCGAUGCAAUCACAAAUUAUUGAAAAGAAAGUUCAGAUUCAUUAUCAACAAGCUCAAGUAGGCAAAAAUGAGGAAGAAAGAAAGACACUGCUAGCGCAUGAACAAAUCUUUCUUCAGCAGAGUCGUGAGGUACAAAACAAGCGAGAAAAUGAACAGAAAGUACUCCAGGAAAAACUACAUGCACUGAUAGAAAUGACAGAUAAUGAAGAAGGAAGUGCAAGUGAAACAGUUGAUUACUACCAGGCUGAAUCAUCAAGCCUCGUCACAGCUCAAAGACGAAUAUUUGAUGUUGAAAAAGAACUAGCUGAGAAGAUUAAGGAACGUAAAGAUAUUGAAGCUAAAUUAGAUCAUGUUAAAAGACAAAUGGAACAACAAGCUGAGUGUAAUCAAGAAGAGUUUCAUGGCAUCUUAGCAAGGUUGGAACUUCAUAGCAAAGAUGUUGGAAAAGAGAUUGAAGAAAUGAAGAAGAUAUUAAAAUAUGAAGCCGAGAAAUAUCUUAGACGACUAAAAACAGAAAACUUUACCGUUUUGGAGCCAUUGUCAUACGACAAUUCAAGUUUCGCAGAAAUUGCUAACGAGGCCGUGGAUGAAAUACUGAGAGAGAUUGAACUAGCUUCUCAUUGCCCCGAGCUGGCAAAAACUCACAAGGAUAUCAAACAGGACUGUGGAGGAUGGAGGUAUGACGGUCAUGAAAAAGAUGUUCAUUUGUUACGGAAAGAGGACGAUUGUGAGGCAAUUCAUAGUUUUCUUGGUCGAGGUAUAAUCCGUGCUUCACCACGUACUGUCCUGCAGACUGUCUCAACGCCGCCGUCCAGAUUUGUGUACGAUCGCAUGCUCAAGAAUAUUCGUAUAGUAGAGAAGAUCGCAGAUAACCUAACAAUAGUUCACAUGGUUCAUGAGACAACACGCUGCCUUUUCAAGACAUCGCGAGACUUUUGUUUCGUAUCGAUGGAUCGCGAGAAAGAUGGUAAACUAAUCCUUGCAUGCCAGUCAGUGGAGCAUCAGAGCUGUCCUGAGGUCAGAGGAAUACAACGUGCAAAGAUUUUAUCGAGCGGUUGGGUUAUUGAACCGAUAACAGUGAAAGGUCAAGCAUGUUCUCUUGUUUGGUAUCUCACUCAGGUUUUUCUCGGGAGGUCAAUCCCAUCAAAACUUGUUCAACUGGUUUCAAAACGUCAACCACUCAGUGUCGCUUACUUAAGAGAAUACUUGGUGGCAGAAUAAAUAUUGUGGGUUUGAUGUAUUGAGAAAGAUAUUGUAAAUGUAACCUGGGUUAUAUAAUUCUUCCAAGAAAUAUUUAAUAUUAAUUAUACAAUUAUAGAAGUAAUAAUAUGUGCAUUUGUUAUCUAAAUGCUUAUAAUAUAAUAACGUAAAUCAUUCAUUCCUUGUGUAAAGAGAGAGGUAAGAAUAUUAACCAAUGCAUGCAAGCUUGUAUUACGUACGAUUUUGGUAUGUUGACGUGUUUAAAUUGAUCUAAAUAUUUACUACACAUAUUUAUUACAUAUAAUACUUCUUUGAUGCAUAGAUUAAAGGUGUGUAAUUCGCGUUCUAAACACUUAUCAAAUAUACGU
Molecule: messenger RNA, 4980 nt
Organism: Dendronephthya gigantea
Lineage: Eukaryota; Metazoa; Cnidaria; Anthozoa; Malacalcyonacea; Nephtheidae
Product: kinesin-like protein KIF16B
Exons: 29
Coding region: 236-4633 (1465 amino acids)
Biological process (GO): microtubule-based movement
Molecular function (GO): ATP binding; lipid binding; microtubule motor activity
Source: RefSeq, a predicted model, not a curated record